AUGGAUGACGAGGAGGCAGCGGAAAUAGCUCAGCUGCGUCAGCAGCGGUCACGCCUUAAGGAGCGCCUCGAAAGUCGCAAGAAAGCCACCGCGUCGCUUGUAAACGACUUGCUGACGUCAGCUCCUUCCACCGGUGGAAGCGGCGGAAUUUCCGCCGCGCGCCGCUCGCCUUCGGUCGACGAAGUUCCGCCUGUCGCGACGACGAACACGGCGCUGGCGGCGACGGGGUUGACCAACAGCGCGAAUGCCGGCGGCGGCGGCGGAGGCGGAGGAAGAUCUGACGUGUCAGGCAGCGAAGGUCGCGACGACGGAGGCGACUCGAACGUCAGCUCGGGCGCUGCGGGAGCCACCGAGGCAACAGCUGGCGUUAGCGGCGGCGGCGGUAGCGGGCCGUUAACGAAACGGCAGCGGAAAAAAGGCUCCCUUCAGAACAUUCUAGAAGGUUUAGAAGACGAGAAAGCGGGCCGCGGCGGCGCGGGAAAGCUUAGUGGCAUAGUAGCAAGAGGAGGAGGAGGAGCAGCAGCAGCGGGAGGAGGAUUCGCAAUUCCUUCUCGAACUGAAAGUCCGAACCUUUACGCGGGUCAGCAAACCCCCACGCCUCCGCCAAUUGACACGUUCCCGCGAGAGGAAGACAUAGUGGACGAGUCGCGCCGGUCGCUGACGUCACUCGAGCGUGUGGAGCGGCUCGUGGCUGCCGUCCUGCUGGCGGCCGGCACGGCGGUGCCUUUGGACUCUAGCGCGAUAAAUAGGAGAUUAAAGAAGGAGUUAAACCCCGAAAGUAUAGACCAAGCCGCGAUUUUAGAGGUCGGAGGGGAGGACGGGCCAAUAGGCGCGCUAGAAACGGCCCUUAGGGUUCUUGCGGGGAUGACUGUCGGGGGGGGCGCGGAAGCGGGAGGCGGAGCGGGGAAGGCGGGGGGAAAGCGGAGCUGGAAGGGCGGAGCAGGGGGGAGCGUGAGUGGAGCGCCUUUAGUGGAGAUAGAGGAAUUUGCUGUGGCUGGAGUGGCUAGAAGCUUCCCGGAAGCAGCAGGAGAGGGAGGAGGAGGAGGAGGUGGGGUUGCUGCUAGGCAGGAGGGGAAGGGGCGGUUUUGGGCGGGAGAAUCGGAGGUUUGGGGUUGGAAGAGGGGGGAUGGGGGGGGAUGGGGGAAGAAUGGGGGGGGGAAGGGGGGCAGGGAGGGGAGGGACAUGGGGGAUAGGGAAGGACCCUCGCAGUUUCCUCCUGGUAUGGCUCCGCAUGGGUUUGAACCCGCAGGGCCGAUGGGUGGGGUGAAUUACCCUGGUGGAGGCAGGGGGUAUUUUCCUGGUGGGGGUGGGCCAGGAGGGGGUAUGGGGGGGAAUUUCCCCCCUGGGGGUGGACCAGGGCCAAUGGGCAUGCAUGGGGGGGAGGGCCGAGGAUGGGGGGAAUGGGGGAAAGGCCCCCCUAUGGCCAAGGGGGAAUGGGCGGAGGGCCUUCCCCCUCCCUUCCGCCCCCACCCGAGUCUCCCCGCUCCCCACUCUUUGGGAAUGGGCGGAGGGGGAAGAGGCGGAGGGGGAGGGCCAGGCGGAGGGGGGCAGGAUGCAGGGGGGAGAUGGGGGAGGGGGAUGGCAGCAGAAGCGGGGGAGGGUCGAGGCGGUGGGGGGGAAACCGGAGGGGAAGGGGAGAAGGAGGGGGAGAAGAAGGGGGAGAAAAAAAGGGAGGGGAGGAACAAAGGCGGGGAGGGAGACGGGGAGGAGAACGAGGAGGAGGGGGAGGAGGAGGAGAUGAGGGUGGAGGAGAUAUUAUCAAAGAAGUCGUUUAAAGAAAUGCAGCAGUCUAAGCGGGGAGAGGAGCUACUGGAGCUGCUGCAGAAACCCACUGCGAAAGAAACGGCUGUUGCUGCACGGGAGGAGGAGAUGAGGGAGGAGGAGAUAUUGUCGAAGAAGUCAUUCAAGGAGGUGCAGCAGUCCAAGCGGGGCGAGGAGCUGCUAGAGCUGCUGCAGAAACCCACAGCCAAGGAGACAGCCGUUGCUGCACGGUUCAAGACCAAGGGCGGGUCCAUGGUGCGAGAGUACUGCAACCGGCUCACUAAAGACGACUGCCGCCGCCACCGCAACUCAUACACUGCUUGCGACAAGGUGCAUUUCCGUCGCAUCAUAUCCCCGCACACCGACAUGAACCUGGGAGAUUGCUCUUUCCUCGACACUUGCCGCCACAUGAAGACGUGCAAGUACGUGCACUACGAGCUGGACCCGGUGCCGGACGGAGCACCCUACGGGGGCAUGAUCCCUCCGGGGGCCGCCCUGCCACCCGCCGCCGCUGCUGCUGCAGCCAUGGGCAUAUUCGGCCCCCAUGGGGGGCCAAUGGGGCCGCAUGGCAUGCAUGGGCACGGGCCGGCCAUGCCGCCUGUGGUGCAGAUUAAUUCCUUCGGCCAGUACAUCCCCUCCACCAUUCCAAGACCGUUCGACCGGCCUCCAAGGCCGGAAUACUGCUCGCAGGUGGAGCUAGGGGAGGCUCAAUGGGUCAAUUGCGACAUCCGCAACUUCCGCACGGACAUUCUGGGGCAGUUCGGGGUCAUCAUGGCGGACCCACCGUGGGAUAUUCACAUGGAGCUACCAUAUGGCACCAUGGCGGAUGAUGAGAUGCGCACCCUGAAUGUGCCGGGAUUGCAAACGGAUGGGCUCAUAUUCCUUUGGGUGACAGGCCGUGCUAUGGAGCUGGGUCGAGAGUGUUUGGAGCUGUGGGGGUACCGUCGCGUUGAGGAGAUAAUAUGGGUGAAGACGAACCAGCUGCAGCGCAUCAUUCGCACGGGGCGCACGGGGCACUGGCUGAACCACAGCAAGGAGCACUGCCUGGUGGGCAUCAAGGGCGCUCCCCUCGUGAACCGCAACAUUGACACCGACGUGAUCGUCGCUGAAGUCCGCGAGACGAGUAGAAAGCCCGAUGAGAUGUAUUCUAUGCUAGAGCGCAUUAGUCCAAGGACAAGGAAGCUGGAGCUGUUUGCACGCAUGCACAACACACACGCGGGCUGGAUCUCUCUGGGCAAUCAGCUAGAUGGCACACGGCUUGUGGACGCAGACUUGCGCAAGAGGUUUAAGGAGGUGUAUCCAGAUAUCGAAAUCCAGCCACCAGACCCCCCAUCUGAGGAUGCCGCAGCUGCCAACACAAAGUAA
Molecule: messenger RNA, 3126 nt
Organism: Closterium sp. Naga37s-1
Lineage: Eukaryota; Viridiplantae; Streptophyta; Zygnematophyceae; Desmidiales; Closteriaceae
Source: the annotation of a GenBank genome assembly